UAAGCGAGCGUCAGUUUCGCUGCAUCCCACACCGCUGUCAAUUUGCGCGUUAUGUGGGGUGGAUUUAUCAUUCUGUGCAAUGCAGUUUAGAACUACGGUUCCAAUUUGCCCGGUAAAAUCGGACUUGUAGGCUCCGGGAGAGCUAUAUUAAAAGUACUAAACAUAACAUGGCAUCGGACAGAAUUUGCCAUGCCUUCGCACCAUCACAAACCAGUUGAGUUCCGAACAGAGAUCUACACGGAAGCCUGAAGAAAGUGGGGUUGGGCAGCCAUGGACCUGUUCAGCCAGCUGAUCCUAGUCAUCUUGGUCACCAGUUUCCUCUCCUUCCAGUGGCUCUUCCACCGGGUCAGUCCCUGGGUCUCCCCCCGCGCCAGUUCUGGCUUCCUACGCCUAGCAGACCAGCAGAAAGUGGAAUGGAACUCAAGGACGGUGUCCACACUCCAUGCCCUGGUAGUGGGGUUCUUUUGCCUCUACAUCCUGCUGUUUGACGACGCCGUCAAUGAAGACCCCGUCUGGGGAGAUCCCACACUUGUGAAGAUAAAUGUUGGCAUGACAACAGGCUACCUCAUAUCUGAUCUGCUGAUAAUAUUUUACUAUUGGAAGGCGAUAGGCGACAAGUUCUUUGUAGUGCAUCACCUGGCUGCACUGUAUGCUUACUACUAUGUACUGGGACAAGGGAUGUUGCCUUAUUUUGCUAACUUCCGUCUGCUUGCAGAGUUCUCCACGCCGUGUGUUAACCAGCGCUGGUUCUUUGAAGUGUUAGGUUACCCCAAGUCCUCCAAGCCCAACAUCGCUAACGGGAUGGCAAUGGCCCUGGUCUUCUUCCUGGUUCGCAUCGCCGUCAUGCCCCUCUACUACAGCCGCAUGUGGUCCGUGUACGGCACCGAAGCCUUCUACCGCGUCCCGCCAGAAGGCCGCGCCGCCUGGAUCAUCUCCAGCGUCUCGCUGGAUGUCAUGAACGUCAUGUGGAUGCACAAGAUCGCCCGCGGCUGCUACAAGGUCAUGUGCUCGGCCCGACGGCACAACGUGGAGACACGAGAGAAUGGAAAGACUGACUAA
Messenger RNA from Oncorhynchus keta (chum salmon), 1059 nucleotides. RefSeq names its product TLC domain-containing protein 4-B-like. The record is from RefSeq and is a predicted model, not a curated record. The coding region runs from base 271 to 1059 and encodes 262 amino acids. Lineage: Eukaryota; Metazoa; Chordata; Actinopteri; Salmoniformes; Salmonidae. The transcript has 7 exons. Gene Ontology annotation, biological process: lipid homeostasis. Gene Ontology annotation, cellular component: endoplasmic reticulum; membrane.